AUGGCAACAUUCUCUGCGGUGAAUGGCGGUCCUUCUGCACCGCAAACACCUCAUACAGGAGACGAACAAACACUCAACACACCGGAUCAGAUCGAAAGCAGAGUCGACUUGCAGUCCAGAAGUCCAAACGUAGAUGAGUCGUCACCGAGGACGCCGACAAGAUAUAGCUUUGGUGGCGUCUUGGGGCAGCGACCAUUGCCAGAUGAGUUACCUUGCGCAGGCCAUGUCCACGAUAUUGUAGAGCCGGUGACGCCAGCAAAGAGAGACCAAUUCCACUUGCGCACAGCGGGAGAUCCCCACCAGGAAUCUCGUGAUGUGGAGAUGGGCGAUGGUGACGACGAUGAGAACGAAGAAGACGGGUCGGAUAAUGAGAGCGUUACCAGUGAUUCGCAGAGGCCGUCAAAGAAGAAGAAGGGGCAGAGGUUCUUUUGUACAGAAUUUCCGCCAUGCCAGCUAAGUUUCACCCGAAGUGAGCAUUUGGCCAGGCAUAUACGAAAACAUACCGGCGAGCGGCCUUUCCAGUGUCAUUGCCACCGGCGUUUUUCAAGGCUCGAUAACCUCCGGCAGCACGCUCAGACUGUGCACGUGAACGAAGAGAUUCCCGGAGACUCCUUGGCGGCUACAGGCACGAGGUUUCAAAGGCAGAUCCGGACUGACCGAGUACGGCCGACUACAAGUCGCUCGCGGGCCUCCACCCUCGGAAGUCAGAGUGGGCAUGCUCGCGGACAUAGUCGCAAUCUCUCCACGUCGAGCAUCGGAUCGACCACCUCAAGCAUGGGCACACCCGAUGAUGCCCGACGCAGACCACAGCCUCUCGCGAUGGCCAAUGAAGGCAAUGCGCGUACCAUGCCAUCGUCCUCUGAUGCCUACAGUGGAGGACCGAGUAGUCCGCCUCCAUACACCAACUACAYGCAGUCUUCCUCUGGAUACGGUACUCCGACAUCGAAUGCCUUUUCUUUCGGUGGCCACAGUCCUGCGAUGCAACCGAUGGUGGCAUCGCCGAGCUCCAGUUUGAAUCGCUCCUCACACUACAACGGCGCUCGGACGCAGAGUCGUAGGUUGUCUGUGCCGUCAGCAAACAACCCGUUCCAAAGCCCGAACAGUUACGUUCCUCCGCCACCUUUCUUCAGCUCUAUGCAGCCUUCGCCGUCCUCAAACUUUUCUCAAAACAGCAGUGCCUAUGGUAGUCCCACCAGCUCUGUGUUCUCCCACGGACGGCGGGACUCUGACGCGGACAUGGAGUUCCGGAGGCGUACAUGGCAUCCGAGCACCAUCUCGCAGUACUCUCAGCGGCCCGCUACAAGUGGUUUGACAUAUCACCAAACCCCUGAUGAGCCGCGACCUGCUUUUACGCAGCAACACGCCGCCACUCAGAUGACGCGUCUUCCUGGAAUUGAGAGUUUUGACCAUGCUCCUCCUCCCACCGUCCGACAGCACCCAAGUCCAAUGAUGAUCGACUCCACUCCUCGUCCUACGAGCUCAGGUCGACCUGCCGAUGCGGUCUUGCACCAGGGUCUCACCAGACUGGAUAUCACUGCAGCAAACGCUCCCGCGGAGCCUCAGUGGCAGAGCUAUCAGCAAUCGCCUUAUCAAUCCGGCUCCCAGGGGCCUUCCACCGCACGAUACACACAUCACAAGCAUUAUUCGAUGCCCGAACAGCCCGUGACGCCGCGCAGGAUUAAGCGCGAGGGCUUCUACGGAGUCUCUCAGGUACCAAUAUUUCCUGGUGCACCCAACAUCUUGUUGCCGCACCGACCCUCGCCGGAAGACUCCGGCAGCAGUGAUGGCGCGCCAACACCCUCAAUGCCCCACGGCCCAGAGUAUAAUCCUAUCAUAGUCAACCCUGGUAGAACAUCAGAAGCUCUUCCACCAGGACAUGCAGCCAGCGAUGAGAGCAAGAUUUCCCGAGCUGACUCUGGGUACCACACCUAUUCACGCCACCCCCAAGCCCAAGGCCAGCCACCACAAACAUAUGCCCUCCAGGCUGGCCAUGAAGGACGAUAUAACCAGUCCAAUUACAGUCAGUCGAACAACGGACUGACCAAACUCGAGGCUCUUGUCGCUGUUGCUACGAGAGAAGAGCACCAAUCCUAG
Ramularia collo-cygni is the source of this 2094-nucleotide messenger RNA. RefSeq lists its product as uncharacterized. The coding region runs from base 1 to 2094 and encodes 697 amino acids. Gene Ontology annotation, biological process: regulation of transcription by RNA polymerase II. The record is from RefSeq and is a predicted model, not a curated record. Gene Ontology annotation, molecular function: RNA polymerase II cis-regulatory region sequence-specific DNA binding; DNA-binding transcription factor activity, RNA polymerase II-specific. Lineage: Eukaryota; Fungi; Ascomycota; Dothideomycetes; Mycosphaerellales; Mycosphaerellaceae. The transcript is spliced from 2 exons.